AUGAGAAAAGCUGGGAUGCGUGUGCCAACCAUAUUUCGUGCAUUUGCCACUCAAUGCGGGGGAUUUGAGACAGUUGGAUUUGAAAUUAAAGACAUCUACAAUGCAAUAGAGAAGCAAAGAAGAGUGGGGGCGAGUGAUGCGGAGUGUGCCUUAAAGUAUUUGUGUUGCCUAAAGAGGAAUGACGCAAACAUGUUCUGGAAAUUCUCAUUGGAUGAGGAGAGGAGGCUGCACAAUAUAUUUUGGUGUGAUGGUACUAGCCGACAUGACUAUAGUGUGUUUGGGGAUCUUCUGGGGUUCGAUGCAACUUAUGGGAGGAAUAGGUACAAGUGUCCGCUUGUAAUAUUUUUGGGUUUGGAUCAUCACAUGCGGACUGUGGUAUUCGGUUGUGCAAUUCUGAGCAACGAAGUAGAGGAAAGUUAUGUUUGGUUUUUGCGAGUAUUUCUUGAGGCAAUGAAAGGACAAGAACCGAAAUCUGUGUUGACCGAUGGAGAUUUGGCAAUGAAGAAUGCAAUUAAUGCUGUCUUUCCAAAUGCACAUCACAGGCUGUGCAGCUGGCGCCUACUACGAAAUGCAACUGCCCGCAUUGGCCAGCCCAUGUUUCUUCACAAGUUCUGA
This is a messenger RNA of Arachis ipaensis, 615 nucleotides long. Lineage: Eukaryota; Viridiplantae; Streptophyta; Magnoliopsida; Fabales; Fabaceae. The record is from RefSeq and is a predicted model, not a curated record.